Malus domestica (apple) is the source of this 609-nucleotide messenger RNA. Lineage: Eukaryota; Viridiplantae; Streptophyta; Magnoliopsida; Rosales; Rosaceae. The record is from the annotation of a RefSeq genome assembly.
AUGAUGAGCAUCUAUUUGAGUCGAGCAUUUCCAAGAUCUAAUUCAAGUUUUUUCUUAUGUAGUGGAAAUGCCUUACAAUCUGAAGUUUUACGCUUAAGGGAAGAAAUGUUCUUGGUGGAUGCAGGACCUGGGACCCCCAGAAUUUGUAUGCAAGAUGAGCCUACCGGAGUGCCAAUCAACCGAGCCGCCAGGUUUGAGAAUAAGGUGGGAUCCCUGAAUGUAGUGGCCGGUGAAUCACUGAUCAAAAAGCAGAUUUUGGAGAGAUUCUUCAUCGAUGUAGUGGCCGGUGAAUCACUGAUCAAAGAGCGAGCAGCCGCCAGGUUUAAUGAUUUGGUGGGAUCCACAGAUGUAGUGGCUGGUGAACCGCUUCUUCUUCUUCCGCGAAGAUUCAGACAAAACCGAGCUUGGAUGGAACUGAACAAGAUUUGGCGAACGAAUACAAAGGUAAAGGGCUUUAUUAUUGCGAAAGUAAAAGGAGGUUAUUCAGUAGCCAUCGCGGGUUUCAUUACUUUUCUUCCAUUCCGUCCAAAAAUAAGAAAAAGGAUAUCGAAUGAUCGAUUCACCAUUGAGAGGAUUAACCCCAAAAGGACGAAUAUUGUGGUGUUCUAA